UACUGUUGGGAAUUAUGCGUUGCUAUGGGGAUAGGUUAGCUUGUUGAUCAAGCACACCAUUUUCUACUUCGCGAAACAGAUAAAUUCAUUUUUAAUACUUUCAAUGUAAUAAAAAAAAACUGGUAAAAUAUGCAAACAAGAGAAGAAAAACAAAUUUUAAAAGUGAUAAAAGGCUGUGCCAAACGCGAUGUACAAGUUUCUAAACAACUGGCUUCUACAUACUAUUAUAGUGCAUUAAUAAAUCCUUAUAUAAAUACCGAAUUAUAUCAGAAUCCAACUGACAACAAAACUGUUCGAAUUGUUGAUCAGUGCGUUAAUAUUCUCUGCGUACAAGAUGAUGCCGGUGUUUUGUGUGUGAAAUCACAAAUUCUUAUUGAAAAUAAAUAUCAAAACAAAGAUCACGUGAUCGAUGACGUACGCCGAGACUGUAAUGAAAAAAUUAAACCUUUGAUAGAAGAAAUUAUGGAUUCGGUUAGUACAACACAAGAUGAGAUUGAUGCUCUUUAUCAUCGUGUAAUACGGUAUAUAAUAUUAAUUAAUUAUAUGGGCAAUCCAUUAUCAACGGAAUGCGUUCAAGCUACUUCAGAUGCGUUAGAUAUUGUAUUUAAACAGAGCGAUGUACUGAAUUUUGAAAAUUUAUCAACCGUCUCAAAGGAAAACCAAUUGAACGAAUUUUCACGAAUUGUCUGUGGUAUUAGAUUGUACAACUUUGAUCAAAACGAAUAUGAAAAAGAUGUAAUAAAUGUGACAGAAAUAUUACCAAAAGCAAUAGAUUUGUUACUACAACACACUGAUAUUGAUUAUGAUAAACCUACAGCUAUUUUGACGACAUUUCUUAGACAAUGUUAUAAAAUAGACGAAGAUAUUUCAGCUCCUUUGUUUGCAAUACGAACAAAGUUAACGUCAGUUAGCAAUUCUGAUUUAUUGCAAUAUAAGAAAAUAUUAACAUUUUAUUAUCAACAUACAAAUGGACUGAAGACGAUUAAAAAAGAUCUGAUUAAUUGCAAAGAAGAUAUACCUAAAUUAUUACAUAAAUUUAACACAACUAUGGAAUAUAUAAAAACCGAAUCUAAAAACUCUAUGAUCACAAAUGUGUCAAGUAUUAAGGAUGAAUUAAUUGCUAUAUCAAUGAUAUGGGAUGAAAUGGUAUCUAUGAUGAACUAUUUAAGCGUCACGACUAAUAUAAUAUUAGAAAUGAAACAGCUGCUUAGUAAAAUUAACAAUAAGAUGCACGAAGUAAAUAAAACACCUUUAAUACAAGAUUUAUUUCCUUGCAUUAUUGAAGAACGUCAAUUAGCAAUCAUAGAAAAAAGUAAUCUACAUCCUAUGUGCACAUGGUAUCCACCGUCAGCGUAUUCCGAUAAGAGACAAUUCUAUGCUAAUGGAUACUGUAUAGUAAUGAUGGUAGAAACUGACGGUUUAUUAAUGAAGCAUGACAAUCAAAUAGGCUUGAUAAAUUAUGAUAAUAAUUGGUUUGGAUUCACUUGUAUUCAGGCAGCAUAUCACUUUGGAAUUAGGCCUGCAUAUUAUGUGAACGGUUUUUUCAACUUAAUGAGAUGUCAUACACACUUAUUAUCAUACUUCCACAUGUAUGAAGAAAUAUCAAAAAAUCCUUAUUUAGUUGAAGAUCAGGUGUACACAAAACAUCAAAAAGCAAGGUAUAUAGAUGCUAAAAUACAGUAUGAAUCGAAAAUAAUUGAAGAUUUUCCUAAUGGCAAACCAUUUAACUGUCAAUGUCAUCAAACUUUAAAACAUAAAAAUAUAAUAGAAAUGACUACACGUUGGGUUCAAACAAUAAGCGAAAUAGAAGUACAGACCUUAUCCUAUGCAGAAUUUGGAGUCAACACUUUAAAAGAAAAAGGGACAAACACAACAAAAAACUUAUCUAUAUACUUAGAAACAGAUGAUCUAUUGCACAAACCAAAAAUUUUAUAUCCAAGUCAACAAUGGAUGAAUAAGUUUGAAGGAUUAUAAAUAACCACAACUAAAGAAUUAUAAUUUAUUUUAUUAUAAUUGUUUUUAUAAUAUAGAUUGUUUUCUUAAAAUUAAUGUAAAGUAUUCUAAAAACACAAAAAUGCUCGUAAUAAUUGUUUACAAAAACGUUUUUACAUUCAAACAUUAAAAGAGCUAAUUAUUAUUAGCCAAAAAGGUGCAUUAUAUGAAAACCACAUGAUUCCAUUAAAAAAUAGAUAAAUCUAAAUAACAUGUUUAGACCUUUUUACUAUUACAUUAUUCUAGGAAUGGAAAUUUUAAUACUUGCUAGUCAAAAAUUUAUAUUAUAAAAUAAAAAUAAUAUUAUUUUUCACAUGUACAUGAAGAAACACAAAGGUAUUCAUUAUUACAAGGUAAGAGAAAUUAUAGGGAGGGAUUUAAAAAGGGGUAUUUUAGUAAAAAAAGGAUUUUUGUCCAAUUAUGUUAAAAAAAAAAUUAUGAUACAAAAUGGUUUUUUAAAAAUUU
This is a messenger RNA of Daktulosphaira vitifoliae (grape phylloxera), 2457 nucleotides long. RefSeq names its product cilia- and flagella-associated protein 206-like. The transcript is spliced from 12 exons. Gene Ontology annotation, cellular component: axoneme; ciliary basal body. Bases 130 to 1974 code for a protein of 614 amino acids. Lineage: Eukaryota; Metazoa; Arthropoda; Insecta; Hemiptera; Phylloxeridae. The record is from RefSeq and is a predicted model, not a curated record. Gene Ontology annotation, biological process: regulation of cilium beat frequency.